UGAUCAUAGACUCCGCCGGCUGGAGAGGCGCCUUUCCCCCCUCGCCUCCCAAGAUGGCGCAGCAGGUGAACAUCACGGAGCUUUCGCUGCCGCAACUGGAGGUGCUGAAGAACCAGCUGGACCAGGAAGUGGAGUUCCUUUCUUCAUCCAUUGCACAACUUAAGGUGGUGCAGACAAAAUAUGUGGAAGCCAAGGACUGUCUGAUAGUUUUGAAUAAAACCAAUGAAGGUAAAGAGCUACUGGUCCCACUUUCCAGCUCUAUGUACGUUCCUGGGAAGCUUUCUGAUGUUACCAAUGUCUUGAUAGAUGUAGGAACAGGUUACUAUGUAGAAAAGUCAGUGGACGACGCCAGAGAUUUCUUCAAGAGGAAGAUUGAUUUCCUGACGAAACAGAUGGAGAAAAUCCAGCCGGCGCUCCAGGAGAAGCACGCCAUGAAGCAAGCUGUAAUAGAGAUGAUGAGCCAUAAGAUUCAGCAACUAACAGCAGCGGGGACCUCACAGGCAGCCGCCACAAAGGCCUAGCAAAAACUGGUCACACACAUGCCUUCGCAGUUCACCAUUUUGUGAUGUAAACCCGAUUUUGCUGCCCCAGGAUGCAGCUAUCCAUUCAGCUGUGCAGCUGAGGGUGAGGAGGGGGUGGGGCGUUAGUUGCUUUAAUAAAUACGGGGUUGUGAUAUAACAAAAUCUUUUAUGGGAACAAUGACCAUUUUGAGGAUCCCAUCCUUUUAAGGCGACGGGCUUUCGCCAGUUUUAUUCUUGGGGUGGUUGUUAUGUAUUGCCGAUUGUGACAUGAGAUGGCCUUUCAUUUUUAAAGCCCAGUGGGAAGUUUUUUGUCACUUGUAAAUGGAAUUGUACAAAAUAAACUGGUAGGAUGAGAGAAAAUGCAA
This is a messenger RNA of Podarcis muralis (Common wall lizard), 886 nucleotides long. RefSeq names its product prefoldin subunit 5 (gene PFDN5). The record is from RefSeq and is a predicted model, not a curated record. NCBI's taxonomy places the organism in Eukaryota, Metazoa, Chordata, Lepidosauria, Squamata, Lacertidae. Gene Ontology annotation, biological process: protein folding; RNA polymerase I assembly; RNA polymerase III assembly. Gene Ontology annotation, cellular component: cytoplasm; prefoldin complex.